This is a messenger RNA of Lucilia sericata (common green bottle fly), 1728 nucleotides long. RefSeq lists its product as uncharacterized. Gene Ontology annotation, cellular component: extracellular region. The record is from RefSeq and is a predicted model, not a curated record. NCBI's taxonomy places the organism in Eukaryota, Metazoa, Arthropoda, Insecta, Diptera, Calliphoridae. Gene Ontology annotation, molecular function: chitin binding.
GAAUUGUCAACAUGGAGAGUAUCUACGGAAGACACAGAAAAACAUUCUUAGUUUAAGUUUUUUUUUAACUAAAAAUCAACAAAAUCAUGAUCAUGGACAAGUAGUAGCAAGGCAGUCGUCAAAACGUUCGGAUUAAAACAGAAAGUUAAGUGAAAUUGGUAAAAAAAAAUUACUCGAAAAAUUUAAAAUUCAAAAAAGUAAAAAUGUUUAUAAAAAAAUUUGGAAAGUUCCAUUUAGUGAUGUGGCAACUCAUUUGUCUCAUAUUGGCGUAUAUCAACUACUCAUCAGCGGAGUGUAAUGUCUGUCAGGCAAAUCAGGCGGCCUGUGUAAAUUCCACCUCAUUUUAUUUGUGUUUUGGAAAUAAUAAACCCAAUACAAAUGUUUUAUCAUGUAAAGAUGGUUUUGAUUGUACGGAUUUAAGUGCCAUUUGUGUUCAAACUUCAUCACAGCGACCGCCCAGUUGUGGUGAUACAUCACUGUGUGGCAUGUGUGCGGCCCAUCGUAAUUAUUUGUUUGCUUGCCUCAGUCGUACCACAUUCCAAAUGUGUUACGGUGCCAUACGACCCACCGGACAAAUUGGUUAUUGUCCAUCCGGUUAUGUUUGUGACGGUAAUAGCGAUGCUGUUUGUGUUCUAGAGAAUACAGUCGAUAGUGUAACCUGUGAUAUUGUGGACGAUGGUGGAGUAACAUCAUCAUCGACUUCGAAACCGUCAACAAAUACACCACCCACAGAUCCCGAAACCACAGAUAAUCCUGGUAGUGGUAUGUUAACACCAACCGAGGUGUGUGAACAAAAACGUUCGUUGGGCUUAUAUCCGACUGUUCCGAAUGAUCCGUAUUGUAAAAGAUACAUUUAUUGUUAUCAUUCCAAUGGCAUUAUGACGGGUAUGGAAUAUAACUGCUCCUCGGGUACAUACUUUCACAUACAACAGGAAAAGUGUAUAUCAAUAGUUUUACAACUAUUGAACCAAUCUCUUUUAGUUCAUUCCGAAUGUAAUAUUUGUAAUGCCCAAACCGGUAAAGCCUGUAUAUCAGAAACGGAAUUUCAAGAAUGUGAUGAGAAUAGUAAACCAUUUGGUUACAAAUACUCAUGCAAUAACGGUUAUUACUGUUCCAUGCUGGGAAACUGUACGAAAUUAGAAGAUUUCAAAGAUUGUCAAUUAUGUGGAGAAUGUGAUGAAAAUAAGAUAUUUGCGUGUAAAGGGACAAGGACAUUUGCAUUAUGUUUGGGUGGCGAUACACCUUCUGAAAUAACUGGGGAAUGUAGUGAAAACUAUGUGUGCAAUAUAAAUAAUGCCCAAAUCUGUGGUGUAGAUGGACCUACUUGCUCCUACGCUGAAGAACCAGCAACUACCACUACAAUUGCACCAACAACUACAACAGAAUCACCUAGCCAAGAUCCCAAUGCUUUUUGUCAAAGCAUGCAAAAAGCAGGACGUUAUCCUGCUGGUUCAAAUCCACAAACUACUUGCCGCCAAUACAUUAGUUGCGUUAAAGUCGGUAACGAUUGGUAUGGUCCUAUUUAUAAUUGUCCCGGCCAAACAUUUUAUGAUCCUACGAAAAAAAAUUGUGUUGCUGAACAACCAAAUACUUGUGGUGGAACGGUCGGACGUUUAGCUUUUCGCCAUAUUUUAUUGGAGUAAUUUAACAUUUGGUUAGAAAAUGCUGAAAUGAUUGUUAUAUUCAACAUUUUUCGUUUUUGGUUUUAAUAAAAUAAUAAUUAAAUUU